UGCUCUGUACAUACUCUGGUGGUUUUCUGUGUGAGGUUCAUUCAGUCCGUUUGAUCCGGACACUGAAGAGACGCUGACUCAAAACUCAACAAUGUUGGGUAAAAGAUGGAUAUUAGCGGCUCUGCUCGCUGUAGCUGUUGGAGUUUACCUGCUGCCUUCUCCCAUAGACCCCAAACCACAUGUACUGAAGGGGCCUCCUCCGGCCCUCGAGGGGCCGCUGGCUGUCAACACUCGGCUGCAGAAGGGCCGCAGGCUGUUUACUGGGAAACUACACGGACCAGAAUCCUUCACUGCGGAUGAGGAGGGUAACGUGUACACGGGGACGGUGGACGGGAAGCUGUGGAGGAUCGGUCCUGAUGACAGCCUCACACUCGUCACACACAUGGGACAGGAUUUACCAGAAUGUGGCAGCAGUACAGACUACGAGCCGCUGUGCGGUCGCCCUCACGGGGUUCGUCUGGAUCGUCACGGUCAGCUGAUCGUCGCUGACUCGUACUUUGGGCUGCACAGCGUCGACCCCGAAACUGGAGAGAAGACUCUGCUGCUGGCUAACUCACAAGGUGCUGAUGGCGUUCCCUUUGCCUUCCUGAACGGCCUGGAGAUUUCCUCCCAAACUGGGAUCGUUUAUUUCACCGACUCCUCGAGUCGCUGGGGACGCAGACACGUCAAACUGGAGGUGAUCGAGCUGAACAGCCUCGGUCGUCUCCUCUCCUUCGAUCCGCAGACCGGAAGUGUGACGGUCCUGCUCGACGCGCUCUACAUGCCCAACGGCAUCGCGCUGUCACCUGACGAACACUUCCUGUUGCUGGCGGAGACGAGCAUCGGACGCAUUCUGAGAUUUUGGCUGAAGGGCCCGAAGGCCGGCACCAAGGAAAUCGUCAUGGACAACAUGAUCGGUUACCCUGACAACAUCCGCCUUAGCGACCACGGAACGUUCCUGGUUGGCAUAACAACGACGCGGUUCCGUAAGGCCACGCCUCCUUUCUUGGACUUGAUCGCUCCGUACCCGUCAAUCAAACGCUUCCUGGCCAAGGUGAUUCCUCUGAGCUGGUACGGCGUCCUGCUGCCGCACUACGCUCUGGUCCUGGAGCUGGGAUCGGACGGCGAGAUCGUGGGAACGCUGCACGACCCCGAAGGCCGCCUGACGUGGGCCAUCAGCGACGUCUUCCAGCACCGAGGGAGGACGUACCUGGGCAGCACCGACCUGCCCUUCCUGCCCGUCCUCCAGGGAUGGGACAGCUGAUGAUGGACUAAACUAAACGUAUUGAUGUUUAAUUUCUGGACAGUUUCUGAUCGAGCAGCUACGAGGAACUUUGUGGCGCUUCUGGAUUUGACAUUUUUAGCCGCCGUUGACCUCUGGAGCAGCGUGCAGAUGUCGCACACAUCAGACCUGGACAUCGUGGCUUCAGCUCGGACUGAAUCACUGAGGUGAACCGAUCAUCUGAAGACGUUUAGAAGAGUUCCCGUGGCAACAGAACAAACUAAGUGAUGUAAUGCUGAUGGAAGUCUGAAGUGCACUUAAUUAUACGGUAUGUUUUUUAAUUAAUUAUAGAAAUGUGUUAAAGGAGUAACACUAGAAAACUUUACCAUCUGGAAUUAAAUGUGAUUUUAAUUUCUCUUUUAUUAACCUCUUAUGUUUUAAUUAAACCUGUGACUGUGUACUAUUAAUACAAUACUGUAUAAUCCAAUUUAAAAUAAAUAUUUUAUAUAAAGAAUGUGUCUUUCAACAG
Messenger RNA from Cottoperca gobio, 1730 nucleotides. Its product is annotated as adipocyte plasma membrane-associated protein. Gene Ontology annotation, cellular component: endomembrane system. Lineage: Eukaryota; Metazoa; Chordata; Actinopteri; Perciformes; Bovichtidae. The transcript is spliced from 9 exons. Gene Ontology annotation, molecular function: hydrolase activity. The coding region runs from base 92 to 1243 and encodes 383 amino acids. The record is from RefSeq and is a predicted model, not a curated record.